Messenger RNA from Candida tropicalis MYA-3404, 939 nucleotides. RefSeq lists its product as uncharacterized. The transcript has a single exon. The record is from RefSeq and is a predicted model, not a curated record. NCBI's taxonomy places the organism in Eukaryota, Fungi, Ascomycota, Pichiomycetes, Serinales, Debaryomycetaceae. Bases 1 to 939 code for a protein of 312 amino acids.
AUGGUUAAUGAAGAUAUUGAUGAUGAUCUAUUUAAUGAGAUUGAAGAGUUGAAUAAAACUAAGAAUAGUAAAGUUCAGUUUAAGAAAAAGCUCACAAGUAAUAAAAAAAUCCUGCGAUCGAAAUUAUCUUUCCAAGAUGAUAAUGAUGAUGUGGAGAAUAACAAUGACAAUGAUAAUUACAACGAUACAUCUACAAUCAUUCCAACAUCUAAGAUAUUAUUUAAAAAGAAACUAACAAAGAGCACAACUCCAGAAACCAAAAGACGACCUAUUAAUCUAGAUAAAUAUCGUACAAAUCAAAAGGUAGACGAAGAAGAGUUGUUGUUAGAACUAGACGAUGAAGAUCCUGAGAAUAAUCCAACUAUUGUAAAUAUAGAUGAAUUGAAAGAUCCAAAACUUGAUAAAAUUCGACAAAAGUACAACUCAGAUAUGUUACCCCCUCUUCCUCCACAGGAACAAAAGAAAUAUGUACCUAUUGAAACUAAUAGAGAUCCUAAUGAAGAUAUAAAAAUGUCAGUUAGAAAAUAUGCCAAUGAAUUAAUUAAUGAAUAUAAAGAUGAAAAAAAUUAUGAUGAUGGGACAGAAAAACAAGAAAAGGAAGAACAAAUUGAAAUUGAUAAUGAUGAUAUACAAUUAAAUGAUGAAGAUAUGGGUACUUUAAAUACAAAAAUUGAUUUUGAUAAUAAAUUCAAUUUUGAAAUUCAAACCGAUCAUGAUGAAGAAGAUAAUGAUGAUGAUGAUAGGAAUGACAAUACUAAUGUAGAGAUGAAAAUUCCAACUGUGAAGGAACAAAUUGAAAAUAUUACUGGAUUAAUCAAACAAUUUGAAAUCACUAAUCGAGAGAAACAAAAUUUGAUGACAAAUUUAAAGAUUGAAAAAGAAGAAUUAUCUCAAAAGAAACAUGAUCUUAUUGAAGAGUUAAAUAGGUUAGUCAUAUGA